Gymnodraco acuticeps is the source of this 1968-nucleotide messenger RNA. RefSeq lists its product as uncharacterized. NCBI's taxonomy places the organism in Eukaryota, Metazoa, Chordata, Actinopteri, Perciformes, Bathydraconidae. The record is from RefSeq and is a predicted model, not a curated record. The transcript is spliced from 2 exons. Bases 816 to 1811 code for a protein of 331 amino acids.
CAGGUCAAUGCGGAAGAGCGAGACAGCACACAGUUUGAGUGUAGGCAGGCAGCAUUGACACUGUUCCCCCCUGUUUAUUGAGUUUCAGUUCAGUUAAACAUUAGUUUACCUUAAGGGAAUCUCAACAGUGUCCUACUUCUCCCUGCUUUAUCACAGCUGAUUGGUCAGAUAUUAUUACAUUGAUUAUGGAUGUGUAAGUUUGGGGGUUCAAAUAUAUAGUCAAAACUGCUUUAAUACAAUUUUCAAGGCAUCUUAGUUUCCAAAGAAAGUUCAUUGUGGUAUUGUAGGGUAAGAGGGUAACACUAAGCAUUCAGGAAUACAUGCUUCUUCUAGGAUAAUGGGUCAGUAAAAAUAACCAAUAAUUCUACUCAUAAUAACCUCCUGGCUCAUAGUAACAAGUGAGGUUACUAAUCACUAGUAUUUCUUCUCUCUUUUUUAGAUAACGCUUCGUGAUUCAUCACCAGUGGUGCACACGCACAACCAGUGCUCCUGUGUUGCAGGAACUGUUUUGUGCAAUCACACAGUAGCAUUGCUGUUCCAAACAGCACACUACACUGAACUGAACAUGCCAGUUGUGCCACCUGUGCAUAGCUGUACUGAAUCGGAACAGCAAUGGCACAAGCCGCGAACAAUGGUAAUUUCAAUGAGGUUCAAAUACUUGUAAUCUUUCACAGAGUUUUUGUUUUAAAGUGACUCAACGAACAGUAAUUGUCUUUUCCUUAAGGGUGUGAAGCCAGGGCCCAUCAACUCCAUGGUCUUCACCAAGCCUGUACCAAAUAGGAUGGUGCAGACUGGAGAGUGGAUUCUACAGAGGCAUGGUGGGGCCAUUACCAGAUCCCUGCCUGUUCAGAGUUACGGAGGCAUACUCAGCAUUCAGCAUUGAAGACAGGCCGCUUGUGACCACAAUGAACAUGAGACCUGACAAGCCCCUUGUGGAAAGUGCCUUCGGGAUUGUGCAGGAGGGCAGUGUUCUGUCCUAUCAGAUGCCUGCUUUGAUGUCUCGGUACACCACGCUUCACACUGACACACCACCAACACCCCACUUGCCCAUAGAGGGGUAUGUGAUCUUGCCAUGUGAUUUACCGCUGGUGUGCUCAGAAGAGGAGCAACUACAUAUGAACAGCUUAUCUGUUGAUUUGGAAAUGUCUCACAAAAUUGAGGAGGCUACCCGUGAGCAAAGCUCUAGCUCAGAGUGGCAUCUGCUCCGCAAACCCAGGGUUACUGCCUCUAGGUUAAGAGAGAUUUGUCACGUCAGAGAUGAGAGCUCUGCUAACUCUCUUGCAGAGCGAAUACUCAAAGGUACAAGGCAGACUGCAGAAAUGAGGAGAGGUGCCGAGAUGCAGCCCACAGUAGCAGCUGAAUACAGUAGACUGGCAAAUGUGAACUACUCCCCUUGUGGCCUUGUCAUUCACCCCUCUACGCCCUGGCUUUGUGCCUCCCCUGAUGGAGUUGUUUUUGACCCAACAGAAUAUCCCCAAUUUGGCCUUGUUGAAUUCAAAUGUCCCAAUGUCCCAAAUUAUGUCGACUGCAAAUAUGUGCAGAUGGAAUGUGGCUCCCCUAAGCUCAAGAAAAGCCAUGCCUAUUACUGGCAAGUACAGGGUCAACUUCUUGUAUCUGGGAUGCAGUGGUGUGAUUUUGUAGUGUGGGCACAAGAGGACUACCUGGUGCAAAGAAUAUACACAGAUCCAGAAGUGCAAAGAGCAAUCAGAGAAAAAGUAGACUUUUUUUUUUUUUUACACAUACAUGCCGAAGUACCUGUCAUUAAAAAAGUAGUGGGCACUGUAGCCAUUGUUAACUCUGUAAGCAGUUAGCUGCUAGACCCUGGCUCAGCCAUCAUUGUUUUUAGGAGGCAAUCCCUCAAUCAUGUGUUCUGAAUGACAACAAAAUGUGAUUUCAAUAUUUUGUUUUUGAUAUAUAUUGUUUGUCACAUUUCAUAUAUGUAAAUAAAUAUACAAUUGUAUUUAAAAA